AUGAUCAAUGAUGUGUGUGAUUGUGCUCUGUGAUCCUGUCUAGGAUGUAUACUGCCUUGUACCCAGUUAGACAAGCAGUGCAGAGAAUAUAUGGACUGACAUUAUAAAGCUCUGACCACUCUUUAGCAAAUGUAAGACACAAACAUCAUCACUGAGAUAAGUUCUUUUUUUAUUGAAGAAACAGUGUCUAUAUUUAAAAGACUGGUUCUGAAUUUUAAAGAAUGUCCUUAAUUCAUUGAGUUCAGUAAAUCUCUGUUAAUCUCUCUUUAAAAACAAUAUAAGGAUUGACACAGGCACAACAUGUGUAUAAAAUGAGAGAAUGAUGAGGCGCUCUUUCCUGCAUUUGAGCCAUCAACCAGGUCAACACCAAGGCCUUGGACUUUUCUGGACAGUUUCUGCAUAGCAACCAAAUCCUUAACCACAUUUUUGCACAAUACAUAUUGCAUCCUGUAUAUACAUAAAACUAUUGUGAUGAAUGCACUCCGUCCAGGGUGUAUCCUGCCUUGAUGCCCGAUGACGCCUGAGAUAGGCACAGGCUCCCCGUGACCCGAGGUAGUCAGCGGUAGAAGAUGAAUGAAUGAAUGAAUUGUGACAGAUACCAGAACUGUGUAUGUGUCUUUCUUGAGACAGAGUCACAUGCUCAGGAACUAGUGGAGUCUGAUGGAUGGAGGGAGCAAUUUGUCCAUUUUAUUGUUGAGCUAUGACGGUGUAAGGAGAGUGAAAAAGGCCAAACUUGCCUAUGCAGACAUCUUUAAAUGUGCCAUGUCUGAAUGAGACUCCAGACUCCCAUCAAAUUUCAAAACAGUAGCACAUUAAUUCUGCCUUCAUAUAGAACCAUGUUAGUAAUGUUCGUUUGUAGGAUGAAUUCAACAGAAAAACAGGUGAGUUUCUGUAAAUGAAACAGUCCCUUUUUGAUAGAAGUCUACAGUUAUAGAUCCCUUUGGGUUACUGUUAUUUCCAAAAGUCUUAAUUCUGGCAGGAACGUUAGUAGAUAGUAGAUAACAUGUAUUGAUAGCAGAGUCUUUGUUGUUGUUGUACUUCAGCAGAACAAUCUAAGUAAUCAUUUACAAUAUUGUACUUUUACAAAAAUCAAUGAUUGCAGAGCUUUCUUAAAAAUCUGAAGAAAAAUCCAGUAUUUUGCUUAAAAAUGAGUUGGUUCAGGAGAGCAGGUAAUGAGGGGUGUGAUUGCUGAAUGAUGUCACUGAGGGUGGUCAUGGAAAAGCUCAGGUAAGCCCACCGUGUCUGUCCUCAAUCCUGAAACCCUCAGAGAAGACCAGCUAUGGAACCUGCCAAGCCUCAUCCACAGUUCUCUGACAUGUACUCUGAAGUCAUCGUCAGCUCGAGCGCAGAUGUUCAGGGUCCUCCAAAGAAGGAGUCUUCGGGCCCCGAGAGCAGUGCGGAUGUGGCGGGUCGAGUUAGACUCCACCCGUCUCCAUCUCGCAGAAGACAUCGAACCACCUUCAGCCACGAACAGCUGGAGCAGCUGGAGUUAGCCUUCAGACACAACCAUUACCCUGACAUCUACUGCCGUGAGGAGCUGGCUCAACAAACUAAACUCAAUGAGGCCCGUAUCCAGGUUUGGUUCCAGAACCGUCGUGCCAAGCAGCGGAAACAGGAGCGAGCCACUCAGAAAUCCCUGCAAGGAGGUUUGAUGCCAGGACGUGGGGUUCUCCCAAACUGUGCACGUGGUGGCAUGGCAAGACAAUACCAGUGCUCUCACUCUCUACCACAUAUACCCAAAUUUUCCUCAGUGCUGCCCUCUGCUGAUUUCUCCCCUCACACACCAGCCGGCACUCAGAUGACCUGCCCUUCAGCUCCCACUGCGUCCCAGCCUGCCAGGCAGCAUGACGACUGGUACUGCCAGCUGAGGCACAUUGGCGCGCCGGCCGCCAGCCUGCCCCACGCCUCAGUCUUUUCCCUGACCUCUGUGCCAGCGCUGGAGCCAGCCGUCCACUGGAACUAAAGUAGGCUGAAAAAGUGAAAUCUAAAACCUUUCACUUUCUGAUUCUGAUUUGUCCUUUUGCUUUUUAGAUUCCACGGCCCACAUGCCUCGCCAAUACGGCAGGCUUUGUUUAAAGACCAAAUUGUUUAACAGUAAUGCUUGUGUGUGUGUGGUUUUGUGUGCUUGUAAUUCAUGUCUGUACAUUUCUCUCCUUGUUAUAUAUGAAUGGGGGAAAAAAUGAGAAGAAAUUUUUCU
Molecule: messenger RNA, 2197 nt
Organism: Tachysurus vachellii
Lineage: Eukaryota; Metazoa; Chordata; Actinopteri; Siluriformes; Bagridae
Gene: prop1
Product: PROP paired-like homeobox 1
Exons: 3
Coding region: 1280-1963 (227 amino acids)
Biological process (GO): regulation of transcription by RNA polymerase II
Molecular function (GO): RNA polymerase II transcription regulatory region sequence-specific DNA binding; DNA-binding transcription factor activity, RNA polymerase II-specific
Source: RefSeq, a predicted model, not a curated record